AUGGAUGCUACACCAAGUGAAGACGAUCAUCUGCAAGGGGAUGCUGUAAAUGCCAGAGUUCCUAAACCAAUAGGGACUUCCACCCCUAGAGCCACAUCUAUAGUAGCUACUUCAUAUGCAACUUUAACAUUUCCCACUUCACCUUUUGAUGAUAUUAUUCGUAUUCUGAUGCUAAAUGGUGAUAAUUUCUAUGACUGGAAAGAAAAUAUUCUUCUAAAAUUGGGGUGCUUAAAGCUUGAUAUGGUGCUCCGUGUGGACAAACCACUCGCCCUCACAGAAUCAAGUAUGCCAGCACAGAUUUUAAAAAAUGAACAGUGGGAGCAAUCUAAUCGUUUUUGUUUGUUGUUUAUGAAAUCUCACAUCAACAAGAGCAUUCAGGGUUCCAUCCCUGAAACUGAUAAGGUUAAAGCAUUCCUGAAGGUUGUUGCGAAACAAUUUGUUUGCUCUGAUAAGGCUUUAGCUAGCACUCUAAUUAAGAAACUAUCAAGUAAGACUUUUGAUAGUACUAAAGGUGUGCAUGAGCACAUUAUGCAAAUGAGGGACAUGGCAGCUCAACUUAAGUCCCUAAAGUUGGAGAUCUUCGAGUCAUCUUGA
This is a messenger RNA of Carya illinoinensis, 594 nucleotides long. RefSeq lists its product as uncharacterized. The coding region runs from base 1 to 594 and encodes 197 amino acids. The transcript has 2 exons. Lineage: Eukaryota; Viridiplantae; Streptophyta; Magnoliopsida; Fagales; Juglandaceae. The record is from RefSeq and is a predicted model, not a curated record.